AUGGACAAAAUUUUCUACUACACCUGCCUGAAGCAUAUAUCUCCUACCUUCUCAUCCGCCAUGAGCAUAGACGAGCUUCUUACGCGCGCUGUGGUUUAUGUUGGAUGGUAUCAGACCCCGAUGGAUCUGAAUAAGGUGAUAUACCGGGCGAAGGUGGUCGGAACUCUAGUCACCGUUGCUGGCCCCAUGUUGAUGCUCCUGGUAGCUCUUCUUCACCUCGUCAUGGGUGGUCACGGCGAGUUCAUGCGGAGGGCAAUGCCCUACCUUACCAUGAUCACCCUGCAGUUCGGCUAUGCCGGAAAGCAUAUCCUCUCGAACGCGUCGCGCCGCAGUGGGGGAAGCCAAUACGUUAUUAUCCUCUACAGUCAUGCUUUUGCCACGCUAUCCAUGGCUCCUUUAGCAUUCAUUAUAGAAGGGAAGGUGCAGCCUAAGAUGACCAAGUGGGUGUUCUUAAGGAUAUUUGUGUUGGGACUUCUUGGCUCAGUAUUUCUCAGGCCUGUCAUGGACCAAAUCUUCUACCACGCCGGCCUGAAGCAUACAUCUGUUAUCUUCUCAUCCGCCAUGAGCAGCAUCUCGCCGGCCAUGACCUUCGUUGUGGCCGUGCUUAGCGGGAUGGAGAAGGUGGAUCUGAAGAAGGUGAUACACCAGGCGAAGGUGGUCGGGACUCUGGCCACCGUUGCCGGCGCCAUGUUGAUGGCACUCUACAAAGGACCUCCAGUGGAGCUGGUUUGGAGCAAGCAUGCCCAUUCUCUUGGAUCCAACUCACCGGCCGUCACCGAUUCGAGCAGCAACAACUGGUUUAUGGGCUCCGGCUUCCACAUCUUAGCCACCUUAGCUUCGGCUUCUCUGUCUCUCCUUCAGGAGGAAACCCUAAAACAAUACUCUGCUCGGCUGUCUCUCUUGACAUUGAUAUACUUAGUGGGGACAUUGCAAGCUGCAGUAGUCACUUUCGUCUUGGAGCACAAGCCUGCUGUUUGGACCAUAGGCUUCGAUAUCAACUUCCUCGCUGCUGCUUACGCUGGAAUCGUCACAUCCAGCGUCGCAUACUAUGUUGAAGGGCGGGUGAUAGAGAAAAGAGGGGCUGUGUUUGCGUCAGCCUUCAACCCUCUUAGGAUGAUCAUAGUAGCCAUCAUGGGCGCGUCCUUCCUCAACGAAAAGAUCUAUCUCGGAGGCGUUCUUGGUGCGGUCCUCGUUGUUAUCGGCCUCUAUUACAUUCUUUGGGGAAACAACAUGGAAGAGUAG
Molecule: messenger RNA, 1242 nt
Organism: Musa acuminata AAA Group (dessert banana)
Lineage: Eukaryota; Viridiplantae; Streptophyta; Magnoliopsida; Zingiberales; Musaceae
Product: WAT1-related protein At5g07050-like
Exons: 8
Coding region: 1-1242 (413 amino acids)
Cellular component (GO): plasma membrane
Molecular function (GO): transmembrane transporter activity
Source: RefSeq, a predicted model, not a curated record